AAAUACUUAAAAGAUCAUUUGCACCUCGAUUGGAUCAUGGAGAAACAAAACAAUUAUAUCUUGAUUUAGUUUAUGGAUAUGCAUUUGAUGAUAAUAGUACUGAUCAUAGUUCUAGUUCUAUUAGUGAUGAUAACAGUAUACCAAGUGGCGGAGCUUAUCAAUGUUGGCAAUAUGCUCAUAAGCAAUUCUAUGUUAAUAUUAUUGAAUGCUUACCUUCUGUCAAUCCUGAAGAUCAAUUAGGAUAUGCAAAAAUGUUACUUGAAUGGUCUUAUACUGAAAUGAAAAUAGCAUUAGAUUUAUUAGAUUUAAAUAAUUUUUCAGGUGAAUUAGCAAGCAGUUCAAAGACUAAUAAUGACGAUGAUGAUUUUUUUGAUCAAUUAAAAACAACACCUCGACAAGCAUUAGAAUUAAUUGAAUUAGAUGAAAAGUGA
This is a messenger RNA of Cetraspora pellucida, 431 nucleotides long. The record is from the annotation of a GenBank genome assembly. Lineage: Eukaryota; Fungi; Glomeromycota; Glomeromycetes; Diversisporales; Gigasporaceae.